UCCCCUUUUUCUACCGUCGCAUUUCAUCCCCGACUCGAGAGCGCUGCCUUUUCAACCAGGAAGGAUUUAAAAAAAAAAAUUUUUGUGUGUGGGUUCUAUCAAUAUAUCUAUUUUUUGGUGGUCCUUUCUUUUUUUAUUUUUUUAUUUUUUUUAGAAACGUCACGCACGGCGGGAGGAUGAGACGCGACGUGACGGCGGCACAAUAGUCUGGAACAAGCCGCACUUUUUCCAUGGACUGCGUCCGUCGUUCGUUUCGGACGCUUUUUAACGACAUAUAUUCAUAUUCGCUCAUAUCGCGGGUGGGUUAUUAUUUUUAUUUUAUUUUUUCUUUCCGCUUUCCCCCCCCGGUGCCGUGCGAGUGAUUAGAAGUUAGCUACGGCGGCUAACGGGGCGAGUGCGCGUGCGCGGCGUGAUGAUGGCGCGAGGAAGAAGCCUCCACGCUGUGGCUCGUCCUCGUCAUGGCUCCCAUUAAUUCCACUAAUUGCCGCUUCUCCCCACACGUCUUCUCACCAAAUCUGCCGAGCAGAGCCGGGGUCGUAACAAUGGAAAAUAUAUUAUAAGGCUCAGACAGACCAGACCGUGUUUAAGCUUUUUUAUUUUAUUUUAUUUUAUUUUUUUAAGCCAGCUAGCAAGCUUGUUAGCGGAUUAGCGCGCGCAAACGCCGCCUGGGCUCCAACUAACCGUUUUUUUUUUCAAGCCUUGGACGCUCCACCAUGGACGCUCAGACCGGGGAUGUGGAGCCCAUGCCGGGAUACCUGGACCUCUUCAGCCGGGCUUCCGGCGUCAUGUGGACGGCAUGGCGGGAGUGCAGCCAGUGCGGUCUGCAUCUCUCCAGGCGGACCCUCCUGGACCAUGCAUACAUCACCUGCACCGAGAUUGCACUCUUCUUCUUCUGCGCCUUUUUGUGGACGCAAAUACGACGGGGGUUGACUGAAAGACUGUUCAAGCCUCUAGCACGGUGGUGCGGGUUGCUGCCCAAAGAUGCCGCCAAGAUGCCGGAGAGCGCGUGGAAGCUGGUCUUCUACACCAUGUCGUGGUGCUACAGCACCUACCUGCUCUUCUUCACCUCCUACUCCUUUUUCCACGACCCGCCCUCCGUCUUCUACAACUGGAAGAGUGGAAUGUCAGUGCCUAUGGACAUCGCCAUCGCCUACUUAAUCCAGGGCAGCUUCUACGGCCACUCCAUCUACGCCACCGUCUACAUGGACGCCUGGAGGAAGGACUCGGCCGUCAUGGUGGUGCAUCACAUCAUCACGCUGGCCCUCAUCUGCUUCUCCUACGCCUUCAGGUAUCACAACGUGGGCAUCCUGGUGUUGUUCCUCCACGACAUCAACGACAUCCAGCUGGAGUUCACCAAGCUCAACGUCUACCUGAAGUCCAGAGGGGGAGGAUACUACCUGCUCAACGACGUGCUGUCCAACAUGGGCUCCGUCAGCUUCAGCAUCACCUGGUUCUGGUUCCGUCUCUACUGGUUCCCGCUAAAAGUUCUGUAUGCCACCUGCGUGUCCAGCCUGCAGUCGGUCCCCAACAUUCCUUUCUACUUCUUCUUCAACACUCUGCUCCUCGCCCUGCUGCUCAUGAACAUCUACUGGUUCCUGUUCAUCGUCAUAUUCGUGGUGAAGGUGCUGAAGAUGAAGGAGGUGAACGACGUGCGCGAGUACGAGGACGAGGAAGGCAGCAAGGCAGCAGCAGGCCUGCUCAGAAAGGCGGACAGAAAUAACCACGACGAUGAUGAUGAUGAUGAUGCUGGACAUCACCAAUGUGGCGAAGGGAAGCGCGCCCAGAACGGCAUCGCCAAGGAGAAGCAUCUAUGAGGGAGCUCUCCGUCGCCCCCGCCUGGCAGGAGGCCGCGAGUACGGAGGGAGAGAAGGAUCAGGAAGAACACACACACACAAAACAGUAUUUCAUGAUGAGCUUGUUGUCGUUAUUUUUUUAUUAUUAUUAUUAUUAGAGCACUGUGAAUGUUUUCUCUUCUCGUUGCUUAUUUUGCAUUUUAGUACAAGUCAGGAAUGGACUGUGAAGGUGUCACAUGACCCGGAGAUGCCUCUAGUGACAUGUUUUUUUCUCUCUUCCUCAUCCAUCCUUCAUGUCCCUAUUGAUUUUAUUCUCAUCACACACGCCUCAUGCGUCCAUUAGCAACAUUAGCGUGUGUGCGACUUGUUUUUUAACAACGCUUCACCUUAAUUUUCAAGGUGUGUUUGUGUCUGUUGCACUGACAUGAAGGCCGACCGACAAGCUGCUUUAAUGACAGCAAAAGGCAGGAAGUGAUCGAUUGUUUUGAAAAAUCUUUAACGGAAAGGAAAAAAAGAAGGCCCAUAAAAAGUGUGAAUCGGCGAUGAUACUCGAGAUUAUCGAGGAAAGCACGACACUGGAAAGAUUUGACGAACAUGCUAUGGAUUUUUAUGCCAUGGUUUUAUUUUGAAAAGAGCGCACAGGCACUUCCUGUGAAGGAUGGAUGCAUGCGUUUUUGCACACUAAAAAAAAAAGGCCCUCCAUCUACUUUCUCGAUCAACUUCGGGCUCUUGUUUUGAAAAGCAGCAUGUUUGUAGUGCCGGAAAUGGGCCACGGACGGAAGUGACUUUUUGUUUUGAUUAUUAUUAUUUUUGUCACUCUUCAUUCCAACACAUGUCAGCACUUGUUUUAUUUCAGGUUAUUGUUUGAUUUCUAUCUGAACUGCUGCUGUUUUGUCCUUUCUCUGAGCACACUGUUUUAAUUGUUAUUAGUUGUUUGUAUGAUCGGAUUUCAAACAGGACAAGGAAGAGCGGAUCUGUAUCAUCUCAAACCGUAUUUAAAAAAAAAAAAUGUUUUCCCAUUUGAAACCAACACUAGAACAUCAGACACUAAAAAACGAACAUCGCCAUAGUUGUUAAUAAUUUAUCAUUUAUUUAUUUAAUUGAGCUACCAAAUAAAAGUACCGUAUUUCCUUGAAUUGCCGCCGGGGCGCUAAUUAAUUAAAAAACCUCUUCUCACUCCUGCGCUUACCAAAGGCAUGCGGUAAAAGUAAGCAUGCGUUAAUUAUUUUAAAACCUCUUCUCACUCCGGCACUUACCAAAGGCAUGCAGUAAAAAAUGAGUGUGAUGUGAGCUUGGACCAUAAAUCAGGGGUAGGGAACAUAUGGCUCUAGAGCCAGAUGUGGCUCUUUUGAUGACUGCACCUGGCUCCCAGAUCAAUUUUAGCUGACAUUGCUUAACACAAUAAGUAAUGAAUAAAUAAAUCCGCUGGUAAUCACAGUGUCAAAAAUAACGUUCAAAAUAUAAAACAUUCUCAUGCAUUUUCCCUUCAGCCAUCCGGUUUCUACCGCACCUGUUCAAGAAGUCGCAUUAAUGGUAAGAAGUAUUAUAUUUAUUUUUGGCUAGCCUCAGAAUAACAAUGUUAUUAAAAAGAAUAAGAGACUUAUUAUACUCAAAAAAUGUUGGUCUUUAUUAAAAAUGCACGCAUAUAGUGGUAUUCAGUGUUAAAAAAAUAAAAUAAAAGUUGUAUGGCUCUCACAGAAAUAUUUUUUUAAAUAUUUGGCUUGUAUGGCUCUCUCAGCCAAAAAGGUUCCCGACCCCUGCCUUAAAUCCUUCUUCUGCAGCCGAGUAGUCGCAAGAAGGAUCACUAGCGUUCUCUACCACCAGGAGGCGGGAGUCGUUUAAUGACUCAUAUUUGACACACGCAGCUACGGUAUUGUGACGGUCUCAAGCCGUCGUCUUGCGGGUUCCCAGGACCACCAAGGAAGGACAUGGCUUGAGCAUUUUGACUUUGUUUAUUUUUCAAUAAAACCUCAGUUCAGGUCGCUCUUCCGCUCCUCGUCUCCGCUCGCUCGCCGUCUCCUUGCCGCCAUCUAGCGUGCCCUGCCUAUCUGUCGGACUGUUUGCUCCCAAGGUAUAUUAAUAAAACAUAGCUGCUUACUGUUCUUUUUAGCAUAUUCAAUCGCUUGGACCUUAAAUCCUACUGAAUAGCUCUUAAUCUUCUUCCCUUUAUGCGAUUUCAAAUUACUGGUAUUGAAAUCAGCCUCAUCCAUUUUGAUGACGACAGGCGAAGUGUUUGAUUGAUUGAUUGGUACUUUUAUAAGUAGAUUGUGACGUCACGAGUUAGACCAGGCAGUAAUUCAAGGCAGGCGCUACUAUAUGCACUGCGGCAAUUCAAGGAAAUACGGUAUAUAUUUAUUAAUAGCAAAUUUGUUGAUGGUUGAGUUCACCCGGAAGUAGUUUGUAUAGAUAUUUUUUUCAGACCCACAUGCCUGAGGCGUUUAUUUUGGCGUUUGGCUGCUUAAACGUAUACUAAUUUUAGCAAAAGUCUCCAAAGUUGCCAUUGUGCGUAUCCUUAAAGGGGAACAUUAUCACCAGACCUAUGUAAGCGUCAAUAUAUACCUUGAUGGUGCAGAAAAAAGACCAUAUAUUUUUUAACCGAUUUCCGAACUCUAAAUGGGUGAAUUUUGGCGAAUUAAACGCCCUUCUGUUUACCGCGCUGGAGGCGAUGACGUCAGAAUGUGACGUCGCCGAGGUAAUACAGCCGCCAUUUUCUUUUUCAACACAUUACAACACCAGGUCUCAGCUCUGUUAUUUUCCGUUUUUCGACUAUUGUUUGGAACCUUGGAGACAUCAUGCCUCGUGGGUGUGUUGUCGGAGGGUGUAACAACACUAACAGGGAGGGAUUCAAGUUGCACCGAAGAUGCCAAAGUGUCUGCCGCCAGACCCCCAUUGAAUGUGCCAGAGUGUCUCCACAUUUUACCGGCGGUGCUAAAGCAGACAUGGCACAGAGAUGUAUGGAUAACCUGCAGAUGCAUUUGCAACGAUAAAGUCAACGAAAUCACAAAGGUGAGUUUUGUUGAUAUUGACUGCCAGCUAAUCGAUGCUAAAAUGCCAUGCUAAUCGAUGCUAACAUGCUAUUUACCGGUGGUGCCAAAGCAGACAUGGUACAGAGAUGUAUGGAUAACCUGUAGAUGCAUUUACAACUAUAUUACGUUUCCUUCCACUCACAUUAUAGUCAACGAAAUCACAAAGGUGAGUUUUGUUGAUGUUGACUGCCAGCUAAUCGAUGCUAAAAUGCUAUGCUAAUCGAUGCUAACAUGCUAUGCUAAUCAAUGCUAACAUGCUAUUUAACGGCGGUGCUAAAGCAGACAUGGCACAGAGAUGUAUGGAUAACCUGUAGAUGCAUUUGCAACUAUAUUACGUUUCCUUCCACCCACAUUUAAUGCGAAAAAAUCGACGGAUUUAAGUUGCUCCAGUGUCAAAAGAUGCUUAAGUCCUAAACGUUUGGUCCGCACAUUUUACCGGCGAUGCUAACGCAGCUAUUCGGCCAUGCUAUGGCUAUGAAUAACGUCAAUAGCUUCAGUUUCUUCUUCAAUACUUUCAUACUCCAACCAUCCGUUUCAAUAUAAUCUGUUGAAUUGCUAAAAUCCGAGUUUGAAUCCGAGCUAAUGUCGCUAUAUCUUGUUGUGGUAUUCCCAUUGUUUGUUUACAUUGGCAGCACUGUGUGAAGUCACAGGGAAAUGGCCAGUGUCUUCGCAGGCACUUUAAAGCUUUAUUUAGGGAUAUUCCGAGACCGGUAAAAUUUCGAAAAAAACUUAAAUAAUACAACAAGCCACUGGAAACUGAUUUUUAUUGUUUUUAACCCUUUGGAAAUUGUGAUAAUGUUCCCCUUUGAUGAAUGUCUUGAUCCUCCCAGUUUUCCUCGGUGAAACUACUUCUGGCUGAACCUGGCGUAUCCAAUAAGUUUGGAAAAAAUUUACAUUUCUACGCCGGGUAUCCAUUCAUUGUGUUACUUUCGUAAACGACUGAUGACAAAACAUGUAUAGUUAUCCGUUUUAAUGGUGGUUUUAAAUGUAAAGACGAAGGAAUGAUUCAUUUCUUCCUUGUCUGGUUUGUGUGACGUCACGUUCUUGAAGCAAACCCAUUGGUUGUUUCUCCUACUUCCCUACUUGCGAGUGCUUAAUGGAAACAUGUAGUGCACUCAAAAGAGCCCUAAAUGGUGUAGUUGACCAGUAUUGAUAAUUCCCACAUUCAAAAGUAAGCCAAAAGGGGAGGGGCUAACAAUGCUCGCAAUUUACAAUUAAAAAGUAAAGAAGAAGAAAAAGGUAAAUAUUGAGUUAAAGGCGUAAAGACAGAACGGCUGAGAUGUGGGGGCGAUACUGAAAGGUUUGGUAUUGACCCGAUAACAGGACGUGUAUAACCGAUAAGGAUACCAAUAAUUUGUACUUGACAUUUUUCAUUUACACUUACCGUAUUUCCUUGAAUUGCCGCCGGGGCGCUAAUUAAUUUAAAACCUCUUCUCACUCCGGCGCUUACCAAAGGCAUGCGGUAAAAGCAAGCAUGCACUAAUUAGUUUAAAACCUCUUAAUAAUAAUAGUAAUGGAUUAGAUUUAUAUCGCGCUUUUCUAUUGUUAGAUACUCAAAGCGCUCACAGUGAAGUGGGAACCCAUCAUUCAUUCACACCUGGUGGUGGUAAGCUACAUCAGUAGCCAGAGCUGCCCAGGGGUAGACUGACGGAAGCGUGGCUGCCAGUUUGCGCCUACGGCCCCUCUGACCACCACCUGUCAUUCAUUCACCAGUGUGAGCGGCACCGGAGGCAAAGGGUGAAGUAUCCUGCCCAAGGACACAACGGCAGCGAUUUGGAUGUUAAUAGGUGGGAAGCGAACCUGCAACCCUCAGGUUUCUGGCACGGCCGCUCUACCCACUACGCCAUGCCGCCACUCCUGCGCUUACCAAAGACAUGCGGUAAUUAAUUUAAAACCUCUUCUCACGCCGGCACUUACCAAAGGCAUGCAGUAAAAAUUUGAGUGUGAUGUAAGCUUGGACCUUAAAUCCUACUGAAUAGGUUUUAAUCUUCUUCCUUUUAUGCAAUUUCAAAUUACCGGUAUUGAAAUCAGCCUCCUCCAUUUUGAAAAUGACGAAAGGGGAAGUGUUUGAUUGAUUGAUUGAUACUUUUAUUAGUAGAUUGUGACGUCACGAGUUUGACCCGGCAGUAAUUCAAGGAAAUACGGUAAAUGAACAUGAUUAUAAUUGCAAUUAAAUUUAACAAACUUUAAUACGACACUAUCAACAAAAUGUUGCUGAAACAAAUUAAUAUAAAAUCUAGUGCAAAAUAUUUCAAUUUAAUACUCAAAUUAUGAACUACUGUUGUUAAAAAAAUAUGUAUAUAUAUCAAAGAAGAUACCUACAACGAUCUCAUUCAGCUGGUAUCUGUCUGAUACGGAAACUACCAUUAGAUUAAUUAGCCCCUCCUCUACUGCACUUACAACACAAAGUACACAAGUGUACUUACUCAGUGCACAUGUGAAAGUGUACUAAUGGAAGUACUCUCAGCUACGGGACUCUUUCUGGAUCUUCUAUGCUUCAAAACCACAAAACAUUAAGUAGAAAGAAAACUUGCAAAAAUUACACAUUUUCUAAAAAGACAAUGAAAUAUUUUGUAUCCGCCUGAUAUCAGACAUGAGCGUUUCUUUUUUCAAAAAAAUAAAUUUAAAAAAUCAUACUUUGUCGCUGUGACUCAAUUCCGUUGACCAGCAUCUUCAAAUUAGCAUCACAGCUCCUCCUCCUGAGACACUUUCUCUGCCGGUGUGUGAGUGACAGGAAGAAAACCUCUAACAUGUUAUCAUUAAUUUUAUCGUUUUGCUUUUAUAGUUUAACUCCUAGAUCAAGCCCUGUUUUUUAAUGUUUUUUUUUUUACUUAGGGUAUAUUAUAAAAAUAAAAUUUUAUUAAAUAAUACACAAAUUGGCUUCUUCAGAAAUUACACAAAACUAAGAUUAUAAGAAAAAAAACACCAAAUAAAAUGUGUCAUAUUUUACAAAAUUGAACAUUACAAGUUAUAAGUCAAAUCUUGCGUGGUCGUCUUAUAUUCGGUGUUGGCAAACAUCAAAGGAGUUUAGCUGCUAAUUUGAAAAUAAUGGCGAUUAAUUAAGCAAAGACGUCAAAUUAUUAUUAUCAUACAUCACAAAUACUUUAACUAUUGUAACUGAGGGUUUAUAUAUGUCGCCUGUAUUGUAUAAAACUACAAAAUAACUAACACGGAUGCCCCAGUUUUACCCGAGGACCACUUUCCCCGGCCCUGUGAUGAGAUGGCGACUUGUCCAGGGUGUGCGCCGCCUUCCACCCGAAUGCAGCUGAGAUAGGCUCCAGCAACCCCGAACGGGAUAAGCGGUAGUAAAUGGAUGGAUGUUUUAAAAACUCCACUUUACCACAGUGUCACCACUUCCGCUCUUAGCGCCUUCAAAAUAGGAGCUCAAGGCAUAUUCUGCACACGGCAGGGGUGUCAAACUCAUUUGGAGGAAAAUCCCUUCCCAAGUGGGCCGGAAUGGUAAAAUCUCGGCAUGAUAACUUCAAAAUAAAGACAACUCCAGGUUGUUUACUUUGGCCAAAAAUAGAACAAGCACAUAUGAGGUGGCGACUUGUCCAGGGUGUACGCCACCUUCAGCCUGAUUGUAGCUGAGAUAGACGCCGGCGACCCCGAAAGAGAAUAUGCGGUAGGAAAUGGAUGGAUGGAUUGUGAAAACGUACGAAUCCCAAAUAAUCCUCUGGAAAAAACACUUUGUUUGUUGAAAAUUCUGAGGAAAUUGGUGCAGUUUCAAAGACACAAUGAGUUUAGACGUGGUCUCAGUUGAUCUACAAAGCCAGGAUUAAACUUUAAAUCGCAGUCUUUCUGGGAUUGAACAAAAAACACAACAUGUAAACUUUUCGAGGUAUCAAUCCAGUGUUAACUCAACAAACCGUGAGAAUCGGAGGUAAAACUAUUCAAAAGGUUUAAGUUUUCUCACUAUUUUCUACCUUAGUUGGCGCCUGUCUUGGCAGUAAUCCUAGAACCCGUUGGUAGAACUCCUUAUUUCACGGGUUUGGUACAUGUGCUGCCUUUAUUGGUUGUGAUACUCCCAAGCCUUUUGGGUGUAUAGAAAAUAGUUUUAUCCAUCUAUUAUUAUUAUUAUUAUUAUUAAUGUUAUUAUUAUGGAAAAAAGGACGACAACGAGGCAUCUCGCUUUGGUAAAAGUUGAUUUUCAAGACCAAAAAUUAUUUUCAAGGUAAAAGUUGAUUAUCCGAGUACACAAGAUACUAUCGUCUAUUCUUAAAACCCACACUAAGAUAUUAUCGGGGAGUAAGGGUGCAAAAUAACAAUGUUUGAAGUGGGCCGGAAUGGUAAAAUCCUGGCAUGAUAACUUCAAAAUAAAGACAACUCCAGGUUGUUUGCUUUUGGCCAAAAAUAGAAGCACAUUGUGAAAACGUACAAAUCCCAGAUAAUCCUCUGGAAAAAACACUUUGUUGAAAAUUCUGAAGAAAUUGGUGCAGUUUCAAAGACACAAUGAGUUUAGACGUGGUCUCAGUUGAUCUACAAAGCCAGGAUUAAACUUUAAGUCGCAGUCUUUCUGGGAUUGAACAAAAAACACAUGUAAACUUUUCGAGGAAUCAAUCUAGUGUUAAAUCAACAAACCGUGAGAUCCAUCCAUCUUCUUCCGCUUAUCAGAGGUCGGGUCGCGGGGGCAGCAGCCUAAGCAGGGAAGCCCAGACUUCCCUCUCCCCAGCCACUUGGUCCAGCUCCUCCCGGGGGAUCCCGAGGUGUUCCCAGGCCAGCUGGGAGACAUAGUCUUCCCAACGUGUCCUGGGUCUUCCCCGUGGCCUCCUACUGUUUGGACAUGCCCUAGGGAGGCGUUCGGGUGGCAUCCUGACCAGAUACCUGAACCACCUCAUCUGGCUCCUCUCCAUGUGAAGGAGCAGCGGCUUUACUUUGAGUUCCUCCCGGAUGACAGAGCUUCUCACCCUAUCUCUAAGGGAGAGCCCCGCCACACGGCGGAGGAAACUCGUUUUGGCCGCUUGUACCCGUGAUCUUGUCCUUUCGGUCAAAACCCAAAGCUCAUGACCAUAGGUGAGGAUGGGAACGUAGAUCGAUUGGUAAAUUGAGAGCUUUGCCUUCCGGCUCAGCUCCUUCUUCACCACAACGGAUCGAUACAGCGUCUGCAUUACUGAAGAUGUCGCACCGAUCCGCCUGUCGAUCUCACCAUCCACUCGUGAACAAGACUCCGAGGUACUUGAACUCCUCCACGUGGGGCAGGGUCUCCUCCCCAACCCGGAGAUGGCACUCCACCCUUUUCCGGUCGAGAACCAUGGACUCUGACUUGGAGGUGCUGAUUCUCAGUCCGGUCGCUUCACACUCGGCUGCGAACCGAUCCAGUGAGAGCUGAAGAUCCCGGCCAACAUAUAUAAACUAUCAGACUGCGUGGUCGCUAGUAGUGGGUUUCAGUAGGCCUUUAACCCAGGGGUGUCCUAAGUGCGGCCCGCCACACAUUCUGCAAAAAUUGCAAAAUUGAUAAUAUUGCAAAAAUGUAAAAAGACCAUUUAAAAAAAGUGGAAAGAGGUGAAAUCUAAAGUGGCAAUGUUGACACAAAGAUGCCAUGCAGGCAGUUUUAUUUUUUCCUUUUGUCUUUAUUUUGUUUUUUUUCCAUUGCUCAAUAAAAAAAAGGACCAAAAAAAUCUAUAUUAUAAUGAAUUCUUACUUUAAAAUGAUCACUUUAAAAUGUUUUAUGUGGAAAAAUAUUGCAUAUGUUGUGGGGUUGCCAUAUAAAAACAUCAAAGUUUUGACAAAAGAGCAUAAAACAAACCAAAUAAUAGUUCAAACUUAAAAUCGACAGAUAUAUGGGAAGUUGAUCUUGAAAUUUAAGUGUUAAAAGUACAAAAAAAGUAAUAAAAAUGCAUCACUUUAUGAGUGGGGAACCUUUCGGGUCUCAGAUAUAUUUAGUAGGAUUUUAUUUAAAUUUUCAUUGUGAUUACUCAAAAAUAUUAAAUCAUUAAAAUCAAUGGUGUCCUGCAUUAUUGAUCUUUAAGGACUUUAAUUGCUAAAUAAAGGAACUCUCCUGAAAGAAUCACAAAAGUACUAUCUAUCUAUCUAAAUACUGCAUAUUUCAGUUUUACUAUAAAAACUAUGUUGUCUUGUCUUUGACAGAUUAAGCAUAAAACCUUAUUUGUUUUACUUUAUAUCAGUUGAUAUAGAGAUUUACUGUAAGCAUUAAAUAAUAAAAAAAAAAUAAUAAUUUGACUUAUUUUUAACAUUUUAGUGACAGAGACCCUCUAUGCUCCCCAGGAUAAGGAUUUUAAAAAACAUCUAUUUAUUUUGUUAUGGUUUGAAAAUGAAAAUUAAUAUCAAUGCUUAAAUUUUUCCGUGUGCGGCCCUCUGUGGAAAAAGUUUGGACACCCCUGCCUUAAACAGAACAUCACACAGUGUUUACAUGCACACAAAAAUGGUUGAAACUAGCUUUUAAAACAUGGAGCUUGUAAAAAAACAAACUUUUUUAUUUUACUUAAUAGAUACGGGAUCAACCAACCUGGAGAUUGUUUUGAUUGGAUCUGCUUCCACGUUGAGGUUAGAACAUGCACAUUAUGAAGGGUUCUUAAUUCUGGCAACAACAACUGGUAUUGCAAUAUCUCGUUAUCUAAACCAAAACAAUCAUAUUAUAUUUAAGUGUUGAGUGCAGCCAACUUAAUAACCGACAGAUGGUGCACGUCUUGAUCAGAAAGCCCACAAUAUGAACAUGUUUCAAGUUCUUGUUCCAUCAAUGAUCAAUCAAUCAAUGAUUAUUUAUAUAGCCCUAAAUCACUAGUGUCUCAAAGGGCUGCACAAACAACAAGGACAUCCUGGGUAGUAUAAUGUCUUAUUAGCUCGGUUGGUAGAGUGGCCGUUCCAGCAACUUGAGGGUUGGAGGUUCGAUUCCCGCUUCCGCCAUCCUAGUCACUGCCGUUGUGUCCUUGGGCAAGACACUUUACCCACCUGCUCCCAGUGCCACCCACACUGGUUUAAAUGUAACUUAGAUAUUGGGUGUCACUAUGUAAAGCGCUUUGAGUCACUAGAGAAAAGUGCUAUAUAAAUAUAAUUCACUUCACUUAUAUCAAGCCUUCAAACCAGUGGCGUCAUUAGGCCUUUUUAAUCCCUUAAACCCAGGGGUGUCAAACUCAUUUUAGAUGGGGGGCAACAUGGAGAAAAAUCUACUCCAAAGUGUACCGAACCAGUGAAAUCCUGGCACGAUAAUUAAAAAAUAAAGACACCUUUCAGAUUAUGUGUUUAAAAAAUACAACAAACACAUUCCGAAAAAGUACAAGUCAUAAUGUUGUUUUUUUUACACUUACAUGUUGCGGUUGAUAGUAUUCCAUCUUUAUUGGUCGAUAUUUAUAUUUUCUGAAACAAUUAUGUGAUAAAGUUCAGUCGACUCACUGGUGUUAAUUUUCAAUCCAUCAAAAAUACAAAAAUGGAUGUUAUUUGUGUAGUUUGCUUAUUUUCUUCGACUGUUGCACUAACACAGGGGUCACCAACCUUUUUGAAAGCAAGAAAAAGGCUACCAGUUUGAUACACACUUAAAUACAUUGACAGAAAUAGCCAAUUUGCUCAAUUUACCUUUAAUAAAUAAAUCUAUACGUAUACAAAAAUGGGUAUUUCUGUCGGUCAUUCCGUCAUACAUUUUUUUUCCUUUAACAGGUUUUUUGUAGAGAAUAAAUUAUGAAAAAAACACUUAAUUGAAUGGUUUAAAAGAAGAGAAAACAGGAAAAAAUUGAAAAUUACAUUUUGAAACAUAGUUUAUCUUCAAUUUCGACUCUUUAAAAUACAAAAUUCAACCAAAAAAAAGAAGAGAAAAACUAGCUAACUCGAAUCUUUUUGAAAAAACUAAAAAAAAGAAUUUAUGGAUCAUUAUUAGUAAUUUUUCCUUAAGAUUCAUUUUAGAAUUUUGAUGACAUAUUUUAAAUCCAAUCUGCAUUUUGUUAGAAUAUAUAACAAAUUGGACCAAGCUAUAUUUCUAACAAAGACAAAUCAUUAUUUUUACUAGAUUUUCCAGAACAAAAAUGUUAAAAGAAAUUCAAAAGACUUUGAUUCCAAAGAUUUUCUAGAUUUGCCAGAAUAAUUUUUUUGAAUUUUAAUCAUAAGUUUGAAGAAAGAUUUCACAAAUAUUCUUUGUCAAAAAAACAGAAUUAAAUUAAAAUGUAUUUAUUAUUCUUUACAAUAAAAAAAAAAUUGUCAGAAAAGAAUUGAAAAAGUAAGAAGGUAUAUGUGUUUAAAAAUCCUAAAAUCAAUUUUAAGGUUGUAUUUUUUUCUCUAAAAUUGUCUUUCUGAAAGUUAUAAGAAGCAAAGUAAAAAAAAAAAAAUGAAUUUAUUUAAACAAGUGAAGACCAAGUCUUUAAAAUAUUUUCUUGGAUUUUCAAAUUCUAUUUGAGUUUUGUCUCUCUUAGAAUUAAAAAUGUCGAGCAAAGCGAGACCAGCUUGCUAGUAAAUAAAUACAAUUUAAAAAAUAGAGGCAGCUCACUGGUAAGUGCUGCUAUUUGAGCUAUUUUUAGAACAGGCCAGCAGGCGACUCAUCUGGUCCUUACGGGCCACCUGGGGCCCGCAGGCACCGCGUUGGUGACCCCUGGUCUAACGUGAUUUAUUUGUAUUCCAUAUGUAGCAUCAUCUACAAAGAAUUGCUAUUGUGACAUCUAGUGGACACGUUUAGAACAGCAGUUUCAUUCAUUCAAACAUUUUGCCUCAUUUUCCAUACUUACAACUCGGAUGAAACCUGUUCACGGACCUGAUCCCGCCCGAGGGGCCGUAUGUUCGACACCCCUGCUUAAACCCCUCCUAAAUCAUUUGUUGCAAUAAUAGUGCCGACAAAUGUAAUAUAAAGAGCCAGAAUGUGAGUUUUAAUCGUGAGAAGUGGAGUUUCUCUGCUUUAAUCAGGGCUCCUUGAACGCACCACAGUUAUGUGGCGUGAGAUGACAUCAUGCUGCUUCCCAAAAUGUGUGUGAAUGCAUGAAUGUGAGAAUAGUGUCUUUACAAAACUGAAGAUAACAUCCACAUCAUUGAUUUUAUAAACCAGAUGUUUUGUGCAUUUAUUUUGAAAUAUCCGCAUUGGUGAGGACAUGAGGGACGUUCUCUUAUACGAGGGAAGCAAACAAUUAAUUUGGGUUUUAUUCUUUUCUUUCGUGGUGGAACAUUAAUGAGUUUGAUUGUGCCAAAAUGUUUGUCAUUUAAUCAGCAGGCAGGAAGGCUGCAUGAACACGAGGCUUCUCCCAAAACCUGCAAAAGGAUUUCUUUCAAAUAAAAAUUAAAAAUUGCACUGUAAUUUAUUAGCAUUUUUAAUGUACAUUAUUAGCUUGAUCAAUACUGGACGAGGGACGGGUGACUUGGGGAGUUUUUAGACCUUUUUUGGAUGAACAAUAGUAUUUGAAUCCUUGUAAUUGCCCACAAUUCAACCACUUGCUCUUUUAUAGAACAUUUUAUCCCCUCAAUAAAAAAGUGUUCAAGUAAGGGAAAAAAAAGUGUUGUUGUUUUUUUUUAUUGCAAAGUGACAAUCAGAUUAAAUGGAAAAAGAUGCUCAAGUAUGGAAAACAAUUUUAUUCUUGCAAAGUCCAACAAUCAAUGAUUAAUAAAUUAAGUGUCAUGGACAUUGUGGCUUUAAAGUUGGUCAAAAGCGUCAACAGGAAGUGUCGUUUUUUUUUUUUUUAAACCCGUCAUGCAGUAACAAA
Molecule: messenger RNA, 14448 nt
Organism: Nerophis ophidion (straightnose pipefish)
Lineage: Eukaryota; Metazoa; Chordata; Actinopteri; Syngnathiformes; Syngnathidae
Gene: cers1
Product: ceramide synthase 1
Exons: 7
Coding region: 714-1814 (366 amino acids)
Biological process (GO): ceramide biosynthetic process
Cellular component (GO): membrane
Molecular function (GO): sphingosine N-acyltransferase activity
Source: RefSeq, a predicted model, not a curated record